CAGCCUAACAAUUGUUAAAAAAAUAAAAGAACAGAACAGAAAAUAAACUUCGUCAAUCCGAAUGUGGCCGCGUGGGGUAGAAACGGUGUCAAGUGAUCGAAGCAUGAACUCUCUCUCACUAUUUACGUUUCUCUGUGCAAUUUCUUUACACUCCGUCGCCGGCACUUCCGUCGCCUAUCCUUCCAUUCCCGGCGCCGAUUCCGAUGACUGCUCCUUCGCCGGCGAUGACAGUGUUCUCGUACCUCCCCGCCGAGAGGUAUACGAUGACGGACGAAUCUUCGAUAUUACCCAUAGGUACGUCCCUGAGAUGCCGGUGUGGGACUCGAAAGAGGGACUUGGUCACUUCCUGUGGCUCCAAAUGAGCAUGAAGAAUGGCUCCCAAGCUAACGACUCAGCCAUGAAGCUUGGUGUUCACACCGGCACACAUGUCGACGCGCCAAGUCACUUUUACGACAAGUACUUCGACGCCGGCUUCGACGUCGAUUCACUCGACUUAACACUCCUAAACGGCCUGGCACUUUUGGUUGAUGUUCCACGAGAUAAAAACGUUACCGCUGAAGUUAUGAAGUCCUUGAAUAUCCCUAGUGGUAUACGCCGUGUGCUCUUCAGAACCUCAAAUACUGAUAAGCGACUCAUGUUUAAGAAGGAAUUUGACACAAGCUAUGUGGGAUUCAAGGAGGAUGGAGCAAAAUGGCUGGUAGAGAACACUGAUAUCAAACUUGUAGGAGUUGAUUACUUAUCUGCUGCUGCUUACGAUCACUCCAUUCCAUCUCAUCUGGUUUUUCUGGAAAGCAGGGAAAUCAUUCUUGUGGAAGGCCUGAAGCUUGAUGAUGUCCCAGCAGGAAUAUAUUCACUCAACUGCUUGCCUCUUAGGUUGGUUGGUUCUGAGGCAUCACCAAUACGAUGCAUUCUGAUCAGAUAAUGGGAUCCAUGUGCGUUUGUGGUGGUCAAAGCUGGUUUUCAAUUGCACGGAAACAACCCAGCUCAGGAGAUUAUUAGUGGUGUGCACAAGAAGCUGUUUGAUUCAGCUAAGUUGAUGGUAGUGUGUUGAAUAGUCUUUUUUUGCGUGCUUGAGUUGGAAAAUACUAGAUAGCGCUUGUCUAAGUAUCUGUUGUUAUCAAUUAUUGUGAUUAAACUUGAGCGGCGGACUAGAGUUUGCACCUGUAAUAAACUAGUGUUUUCAACAUGGACAAAACU
Messenger RNA from Abrus precatorius (Indian licorice), 1197 nucleotides. Its product is annotated as cyclase-like protein 2. The transcript is spliced from 7 exons. Bases 62 to 922 code for a protein of 286 amino acids. The record is from RefSeq and is a predicted model, not a curated record. Gene Ontology annotation, molecular function: arylformamidase activity. NCBI's taxonomy places the organism in Eukaryota, Viridiplantae, Streptophyta, Magnoliopsida, Fabales, Fabaceae.